AUGUCGCAGCUCAACAAAUAUUUAUUGGUCCUCUUGAUCCUGGUAAUUCCUUCUACAUGGGCUACGUACGAUCAUUAUCGCUUGCCUAAUGCACUGGAACCUCUACACUACAAUUUGCGAGUGCUUACCCAUUUAAAUAGUACAGAUCAAAGAUUUGAGGGCUCUGUAAAAGUAGACAUUCUAGCAAGGGAGUCGACCAAAAAUAUAACUUUACACUCCGCAAAGUUAAAGAUAGAUGAGGAUCGUACGUUAGUUAGGUCUGAUCAUGAAAAAAUCAGCGUUACUAGCAUUGAAACAAAUGAGGUGUAUAAUUUCUAUACCCUGCAUUUAAGUCGUGAAUUGGAGAAAAGUAAGAUCUAUCAGUUGGAAAUGUACUUUGAAGCCAGGUUAAAUGAUUCCCAAAGUGGCUACUACAAAAGUAACUACACGGAUGCGAUUACCAAAAAAGUUCAUCAUCUUGCAGUCACCCAAUUUUCACCCACAUUUGCCAGGCAGGCCUUUCCCUGCUUUGAUGAACCCUCCUGGAAAUCUACCUUUAAUGUAACUCUGGGUUAUCACAAAAAUUAUACGGGUCUUAGCGGUACACCCAUUCUUGCAUGUCAAGAUCAUGAAAGUCUGGAAAACUAUGUUUGGUGCGAUCACGAGCCGCUUCUGAAGACCUCGACUUAUUUAGUAGCCUAUGCUGUACAUGAUCUGAAAAACGCAGCCACCCAAGAAAGUACGACCCACAACAGAGUGAUCUUUCGCAACUGGAUGGAGCCAAAGUUAUUGGACCAGGAAAUGAUUUCCUUGGAGAUAGCUCCCAAACUGUUAACAUUCUAUGAGAAUCUAUUUCAAAUGGAUUUCCCCCUGGUAAAAAUUGACCAGCUUACGGUGCCCACUCACAGAUUUACGGCGAUGGAGAACUGGGGUCUGGUCACCUACAACGAAGAGAGAUUACCCCAAAACAUGGGAUAUAAUCUCCAGCAGCAGAAGGAUCGAACGAGCUCUACUGUUGCACAUGAAUAUGCCCAUCAGUGGUUUGGAAAUCUGGUUACCAUGAAAUGGUGGAAUGAUCUUUGGCUAAAAGAGGGUCCGUCCACCUAUUUUGGCUAUUUGGCAUUGGAUGCCUUACAACCUGAACUAACAAGAGGUGAACGAUUUAUAGAUAUGGAUUUGGCAAACUUUUUUGACAAGGACUCGAAUGGUAGCGUACCCGCUAUUUCAAAGGAUGUUAAAGAUCCUUCAGAGAUUCUCGGACAAUUUACGGAAUAUGUUUACCAAAAGGGAUCGUUGACCAUGCGCAUGUUGCAUAAGCUGCUUGGAGAGGAGGCAUUUUUCCAGGGAAUUCGUUCUUAUUUGAGCAGAUACUACUUGAGAAAUGUGGAUCAAGGGGAUCUCUGGAACUCCCUUGAAGAGGCUGCCCUGCAAAAGGAAGUAAUUCCCUUGGACUUUAGUCUGAGUAGGGCCAUGGAUUCUUGGACCCUGCAGGGUGGAUAUCCGUUGGUUACCCUUAACCGCAACUUCGAGACGGGUAGUUUAACCAUCAAGCAAACAAGAUUUUUCAAAGGUCAGGAAAUCGGCAGUGAUUCAUCCUGCUGGUGGGUACCCUUGAGUUUUAUAAGACAAAAUCUACCCGACUUUGAUCAAACUAUCCCAAAGUUUUGGUUGGAGUGCCCUUUGGCCACACAAGAACUGCAGUUGCUGGAAACCCCAUCCUCCGAUGAAUGGAUCAUCCUCAAUCCUCAAGUUAGCACCAUUUUUAGGGUUAACUAUGAUGAAAAAAACUGGCGCUUGAUAAUAAAAAGCCUAUUGAAUGAUCCCAACUUUGGUGGUAUUCAUAGAUUAAACAGAGCUCAACUGCUAGAUGAUCUCUUGGCAUUGGCUGCAGUGCAAAUACAGACAUAUGAUAUAGCCUUUGAUCUUUUGAGAUAUCUGGAAAAAGAGCGGGAACUUGGACCCUGGCAGAGGGCUGUAAAUAUCUUAAAUAAACUGGGACCUUUAUUGGAUGAUAAGGAUGCAAAGCAAUUUAAGAUCUACAUGCAAAAGUUAAUAUUGACCUUGUAUAAGAGCUUUCCAAAGCUAUCCGGAAUAACAGGAUCAAACACUGCCAUCAAGGAUAUUCCAUUUGCUGAUUUUGUGUAUUCUCAGGCCUGUCGUUACCACGUAGAUGAUUGCACCAAUCAGGCCAAGAUCCUGACUAUAUCCCAUCGAAAUGGUGACAAUCUGGAACUGCCCUCCAAUUUCCAACAGGUUGCCUACUGUUCUUUUUUGGAAGAAGGAGGCGAUUCGGAAUUCGAGGACGUAUACGGACAUUUCCAGAACACUACGAAUGAAUCUCAAAGAAGGAUAUUGGCAUCGUCUCUCGGUUGCAGUCGAAACUAUACGAAUUUCGAGCAGUUUCUGAACUUUACUAUAAAUUCCGAUGAGAAACCUUUAAGCGAUUGUUGCAUGCUGGCAGUAAAAACAGCUUUGAGUAGGGGACAUUUGGUUAGUCCCACAGGGAACUAUAUCCUAAGUCAUGCCAAGAUUUUGGGUGAAAAAUUCAAAAAGAAAGAGCUUACAGGACUCUUGCUUAGUUUGGCUGGAAAUCUUCGAAGUGCGGAAGAAUUGGAACAACUUAAGGUGCAGUUAAAAGGUAUCAAGCCCUUCGAAGAAGCUCUACAAAAAGCACUUCAUCUGGGAAAAAUAAAUCAGAAAUGGCAGAAAGACUGUUCCAGUGAUUUUAUUAAAGCUAUUGGAAAACGUUUAUAA
Molecule: messenger RNA, 2733 nt
Organism: Drosophila subpulchrella
Lineage: Eukaryota; Metazoa; Arthropoda; Insecta; Diptera; Drosophilidae
Product: aminopeptidase N
Exons: 5
Coding region: 1-2733 (910 amino acids)
Biological process (GO): peptide catabolic process; proteolysis
Cellular component (GO): cytoplasm
Molecular function (GO): metalloaminopeptidase activity; peptide binding; zinc ion binding
Source: RefSeq, a predicted model, not a curated record